Molecule: messenger RNA, 837 nt
Organism: Coniosporium apollinis CBS 100218
Lineage: Eukaryota; Fungi; Ascomycota; Dothideomycetes
Exons: 1
Coding region: 1-837 (278 amino acids)
Source: RefSeq, a predicted model, not a curated record
AUGCCAUCCGGAACGGCUCCUAUGAAUCCACCUUGGACUCCUCUCAUGAGAAAGCUGGAUCAGCUCGAAUCACAAAACAAGGUACUCAAAAAUGGAAUCAAAGAACACGAAGGCACGGUGGCCGAAGCUCGCCUCGCCAUUGGCGAACUCAGGCAACAGCUGAGCAGUGCGGAGGACGCUCUUCGUCGUACCGUUGGCGAGCUGCAGAGUGAGACGACCCACAACGAGAAGCGGUCCAGACUAGGUAUCCACAACUGGUCCCGGCGUGGCUGGUCGGAUACGCCUCCCAUAGGUGGCGACCGUCUCAGUCAUGUCAAGAGACUCUGGAAUUCUCCGGGCUUUGAGCAUAAGCAGGCGGUGGCGGAAGCGGAUAUCGUCAUCAAGGUCAACGGAAUUCUGGGCGAGACUCUACUGGAAGCCAUGUUGCUGAAAGCGGCGAUUCUGAGGGACUACGCUUUUUGUGUCUCCAGCCCCUUGGAAGAUCUUGGCAGAUCCUACCUUGAGACCGCCCUUGCGCUGAUUCAAGAAGUUGUGGAGCAGUGUAAUGGGGUCAUCCACUUACCAACCAUUUGGGAACGCCGUACAAAAGCACGCUUCCACAUGGGUCUGUGCCUCUUCGAGAUGUGCAGAUAUGCAGAUGCAGUCCGUGUGUUGCGCGGUUGUGCGGAGGAAGCCAAAACCAAGGGCCAUCGGGACGAAAGCAAUAUGUACAUUGCAUUGGCGCAGGUGGAGCUGGAACUAGAGCGCCAGAGAGGUCAGAGAAAACGAAAAGGCCCGUCAGAUCGAGGCGCCAACGCCGCAGCAGGCGCCACCCCUAAGAAGAAACGAAUCAGUUAA